Messenger RNA from Leptopilina heterotoma, 2260 nucleotides. Its product is annotated as dihydrolipoyllysine-residue acetyltransferase component of pyruvate dehydrogenase complex-like. The record is from RefSeq and is a predicted model, not a curated record. Gene Ontology annotation, cellular component: mitochondrion; pyruvate dehydrogenase complex. Lineage: Eukaryota; Metazoa; Arthropoda; Insecta; Hymenoptera; Figitidae. The transcript is spliced from 10 exons. Gene Ontology annotation, biological process: pyruvate decarboxylation to acetyl-CoA. Gene Ontology annotation, molecular function: acyltransferase activity. Bases 40 to 1839 code for a protein of 599 amino acids.
GGACGUCGGACGUCGUCUGCUACUAACAUCAAUAAAAAAAUGGCGCAAAUGGUGAGAUGUAAAUUCGGAUUGUUUUCAUUGAGAUUUAUAAAUCGGAAAGUGCCACACAUUACCUUACCAACGAAUCUUCAACGAUUAUGUUUUCACACAAGUCAAAUAUUCGACGUGAAGGGCAAACCCAUUUUAAUGCCUUCACUUUCUCCUACAAUGGAGACGGGGACAAUUGUCAAAUGGAUGAAAAAGGAAGGAGAUCCAAUUGCUCCAGGAGAUGCUCUCGCUGACAUUCAGACCGAUAAAGCAGUGAUCACUAUGGAAUUUGACGAUGAAAGCAUUUUUGCCAAAAUAAUCGUUAAAGAAGGGGUAAAAGAUAUAAAAGUCGGAGAUUUGAUAGCGUUAGUGGUCGACGCUGAUGAGGAUUGGAAAAGUGUGGAAAUGCCUGAUUCUGCUUCAUCAUCGGCUAGUGCACCAUCUACAGCGCCUGCCGCUACUUCGGCUCCUGUAGAGGCUGCUGAACCGCCUCCUGGACAACAAAAUGUUGCAAUGCCGGCACUUUCUCCGACAAUGACUUCGGGAACGAUUGUGAAAUGGUUGAAACAGGAAGGCGAUGGAAUUGAACCUGGCGAUGCAAUCGCUGAAAUCCAAACCGACAAGGCUGUCAUGACAUUCGAAAUGGAUGAGGAGGGAGUCAUUGCCAAAUUUUUGGUUCCCGAAGGCGCGCAAGCUGAAGUUGGACAAUUAAUAGCAAUUGUAGUCGAAAAGGGAAUGGAUUUGAAAUCUGUGGUCGUUCCCGUUGUGACGAAACCAGCCGCAGCGGGUGCAAGUCCGGCAGCGAAAGCUCCCGCCCCGGAAAAAGCCACUUCUGCCCCUGCAGCUUCGUCUCCUUCUUCCAAACCUCCACCGAGUGGCCAAGUUUACGGCCUGGCUGUGAAGCGACUUCUGGAAGAAUACGGCUUAAGUUCAGGAUCUGUUAAAGGAACUGGCCGACCGAAUCGUCUAUUGAAAAGUGAUGUUUUAACGUUUAUCCAAAGUAAUAACGUUCAAAAACUCACUCUGAAAUCGGGUACAGAAAGCACGCCGGGAGCAACAAAGACUGCAGAAUCAUUUGUUUCGACUCGAACGAGAAGAUCAACUGGUCCAUCUACUUACAAAGACCUAGAAGUUUCGAAUAUAAGGGCCGUCAUUGCAAAACGACUCGGAGAAUCGAAGAGCAAUAUUCCUCAUUCCUACGCGAGUAUACAAAUUAAAAUUGACAAACUUAAUGAAGUACGGAGUAAACUUCUGGCUGAUAAUGUGAAAGUAUCGGUUAAUGAUUUUAUAACAAAAGCAGUUGCUCACGCUCUUCUGGAAUGUCCGGAUAUUAAUUGUUUAUAUCAAAAUGGACAGACGGUACGAGCUCCGAGUGUAGACGUUUCAGUGGCGGUUGCAACUCCAAACGGAUUGAUUACUCCUAUUGUUUUUAAUGCUGCAACUAAAAGUCUCAGUGAUAUCUCAGCAAAUAUUCGAGAACUCGCUGUUAAGGCUCGAGAAGGAAAAUUGAAACCUCAAGAAUUUCAAGGAGGAUCCUUCACGAUCUCCAAUCUUGGAAUGUUCGGUAUUUCCGAAUUUUCCGCCAUCAUAAAUCCACCACAAACUGCUAUUUUGGCGGUUGGAACUGGUAGAGCAGAAUUAGAUGUCUCGCUAACGAAAUCGACUUUAAUGACAGUAACAUUAUCCUACGAUCGACGAGCGAUCGACGAGGAUCAAGCUGCCGAUUUUUUGGCAGUUCUUCGUGCCAUGUUAGAGGAACCCACUUUCCUAGCAGUGGGCAGAGCUCAAGCAAAGCGAUACCGACGCGAAUAAAUAUUAUUAAUUAAUUAAUUAAUUAAUUAAUAUUAAAUACACGAAUUGUAAUUUGCAAGUUUCCAUAAAAAAAACUCGCACUGCCUUCAAGAGAGAAACAAUUCACUGUACAAAUGCGGAGAACUCUUUCGAGUUUUUUUCUAGAAAAUUUUGUUAAGUCUCAAGCCGAUCCUUCGAUCGGAUGUCGCAGUUUGCUAACGAGUUCAUCAAAAAAUUAUUCCCAACUCAACAAAUGAAAGUAAUUAGAAAUAAUUAUAAAUAAUAGUUGUCCAAUUAAGAAAUAAGAACUCGAUAGUUCAGUCUGCAACGUAGCUAGAAACCUUAUAUAAAAUAAAAUGUAAGACCAAAGCAUUGGUUCCAAUUUGAGUACAAAGAGCAUAUGUUACUUCAAAACCAAAAAAAAAAAGGGAAUUUUAAUCAA